CCACAUUGCACUGAAGUUACAGACACACACACAUUUAUUCUGCAGUCAGCGUGUGUUCUACAUCUCUCUCUGUCUAUCUCUCUUUCUGCAGCUCUCUCUCUCUCUCUCUCUGGUGGAUCUCUGAGACUCACCUGAAGCCAUGAACACUGGGAUCUGUGUGUGUGUGCUGCUGGCAGCGCUCUCCACCAGCAGUUGCCUUGCUCUCCCCACACACUCACGGGACGAUGUUCAGCCUGAUCAUGUAGCCGGACACACACGCCACACCCGUGCAGCAUCACCCAUUGGACAUCUCAGCCUGCUGUCCAAACCAGAGGACAGUGAAGACCCCCGCAGCAGCCUGACUGAACUACUUGCCAGAAUCAUCUCUGCCAAAGGUGCAUACCGCAGAAGUCCAUCUGUCAAUAGCAGGUCUACGGGCACUUCUCACAGAAUAAAGGACAGAGAUUACCUGGGCUGGAUGGACUUUGGCCGAAGAAGCGCAGAAGAGUAUGAAUACUCCUCAUAAGACCCAUUCAACUAAUCACAUCAGUCAGUCAACUUAGCCAAACAUCUGUACAGAGACAGUCAUUUUAAUGAUCUCACCUGUCAAUCAAUCCAUCUGCGAGUUUUAUCACCAACCAACUCAGUCUGAUGUGUUUGUAUAAUAAAGACAAUGCAAUAUAUAAAUAUACAUAUCCAUCUAUACACAUUGUGGCAGAAAUAAACAAGUGAGAACGUCUCUACUGCCAUUAUUCUCAUAUCCUAUGUAUAUAAGAAUUGUCCUUACUUUAGACGUAUCACAGGUGUCUAAGAAUAAAUC
Xyrauchen texanus (razorback sucker) is the source of this 799-nucleotide messenger RNA. Its product is annotated as cholecystokinin-like. Lineage: Eukaryota; Metazoa; Chordata; Actinopteri; Cypriniformes; Catostomidae. The record is from RefSeq and is a predicted model, not a curated record. The coding region runs from base 140 to 505 and encodes 121 amino acids. The transcript is spliced from 3 exons. Gene Ontology annotation, biological process: digestion. Gene Ontology annotation, cellular component: axon; extracellular region. Gene Ontology annotation, molecular function: neuropeptide hormone activity.